Osmia bicornis bicornis is the source of this 933-nucleotide messenger RNA. RefSeq lists its product as uncharacterized. The record is from RefSeq and is a predicted model, not a curated record. The transcript is spliced from 2 exons. NCBI's taxonomy places the organism in Eukaryota, Metazoa, Arthropoda, Insecta, Hymenoptera, Megachilidae. The coding region runs from base 466 to 933 and encodes 155 amino acids.
AAAAAAAAAAAAAGAGGAAACGAGCAUUGAAAGAUUGAUGGGUUUAAUCUCGACGUUCUCCUCGAUUCUUUGACAAAAAUCCAUUUAUUCUUCGGCUCGAUCUCCGCGCCGGAUAACAGUUUCUACGAUGCAAUUCAAAUAUUUUUUCAUCGUUCCGAUUAGACGAGCAACUUUCUUUCAGGAAGAAAGGAAAUGAAGUUAGCGAAGUGUGGAGCCGAGAUAACAUUUAUUUAUCGAACGGAGCAUCGAUAUGGCGAAGUUGAUGGUGAAGGGUGGAAAGGGGGCGCGACAGCGAUGUCGCAGAAUUGGCAAACGCGACACGCUCCAACCUCCAACUUUGCGUUUCACACAGGAAAAUAGUUGGUAACUGGGAAAAAAAUUUCUGAAUCUUCUUCGCGUUUUAUCCGAUCUAUAAAUCAAACUUCAGGGAAACAAGAAAGUUGUCGAAGGAAGGGCAGAAUAGACAUGUCCUCGUUGACGGUGGUUCACGAUUCGCGGUUGAUGUUGUUGGAAUUAAUGGUGCAAAAUUUAUACAUGCCAUGGAAGGAUAUACUGGACGCGACUCUAAUGAAGAAGACGGUGAUAAUGUUUCGAAUGUUGGACAACGAAUGGACAACGUUAAUGCCAAACCGACGCGACUAUCGCUCUUAUCGUGGCUCGAAUUAUCAAAACGAACGUUUCUACGGCGGUAGAUCGGUGGUGUUCGCCUUACCGGAAAGCACACUCGAAAAGAACGUGUCCGGUGUAGAUUUGCAGCUGUACGUAUCCAAGGAGGUAUCCAAGUAUUUCGAAUUAGAACGACGUCAGAACUUUGGAUUCACCCUCGUCAAGAUGGACGGUCUGCUUAACGGUAUUAUAAAGGACCUCCGUGAACGGAACGAGCUGGAAGGUUAUUUUUCCAGUGCUCUCGAGCGAGAACCUAUAUCAAGGUGA